UGUGGGCAUCUUACCAUUAUCAGCAUUGUAUACAUUGACCGACAUCUCCAUACCCCCAUGUACUUUUUCCUCAGCAGCUUCUCUUUCUUAGAGAUAUGGUACACAUCCAAUAUUAUCCCCCAAAUGCUAGAAGGUUUCCUAACAAAAAACAAAUCUAUCACUUAUACUAGCUGUGUUGCCCAACUCUACUUUUUCAUUUCAUUUGGCACUGCUGAAUGUUUUAUUUUGGUAAUCAUGGCAUUUGAUCGCUAUUUAGCCAUAUGUAAUCCUCUACAAUAUCAAAAUAUCAUGAAUAACAAAAUUUGCCAUCGAAUGGUUGCAUGUUCUUGGAUCGGUGCAUUCUUAAUUAAUAUUCCACUGAUGGAAGUCUGUAAGCUUCCAUUUUGUGGACCAAAUGAGAUCAAUCAUUUCUUCUGUGAUGUAUCACCUUUACUGAAACUAUCUUGUGUAAAUGCAGAUGAAGCUGUUGUAGCUACAGACUACAGUGUCAUUGUUAGUUCAUUUUCUCUAAUUUUGGUUUCUUACAUCUUUAUAAUUGUCAGUGUUCUGAAAAUCCCCUCCACUACAGGCCGGCAAAAGGCUUUUUCUACUUGUGGCUCCCAUCUGGCUGUAGUUACUAUUUUCUAUGGCACACUGAUGUUCAUGUAUGUCUGUCCAACCUCAAAAACUUCCCAAAUGAUCUUCAAUAAGCUAGUAUCUGUGUUUUACACAGUAGUCACUCCCCUUCUGAAUCCUAUCAUUUACUGCCUGAGAAACAGAGAAGUCAAAGAUGCCUUAAGGAGAGCUAUUCUUAGGAAACAUGGACUUACAAUGAAACCAAGCUGUGUUAGAAAAGGAUUAAUUAAUUAUUUGGUCUUCAACACUAUCAUUUCUCAAAAUUUGGUCAACAAACUGAGCCUAUUAGAUUUUAAUGCUCCUUUAUGUAAUAGGACACUGGAUUUCCUUAUUGAUAGGCCCCAGUUUGUGCAAGUUGGUAGAAGAGUUUCCAAUUCCAUCUCCUUAAUGAUAGGUCUCCCACAAGGCUGUGUCUUGUGUCCACUACUGUUCACCUUGAUGACCCAUGACUGCUGUGCCAAAUCUGCUAUGAAUCAUAUUGUGAAGUAUGUGGAUGUCACGAUAGUGGUGGGUCUUAUGUGGGAUGACAAUGAAGAUGCUUAUAGGGAAUGA
Molecule: messenger RNA, 1167 nt
Organism: Thamnophis elegans (Western terrestrial garter snake)
Lineage: Eukaryota; Metazoa; Chordata; Lepidosauria; Squamata; Natricidae
Product: olfactory receptor 6B2-like
Biological process (GO): G protein-coupled receptor signaling pathway
Cellular component (GO): membrane
Molecular function (GO): G protein-coupled receptor activity; olfactory receptor activity
Source: RefSeq, a predicted model, not a curated record